Molecule: messenger RNA, 951 nt
Organism: Micromonas commoda
Lineage: Eukaryota; Viridiplantae; Chlorophyta; Mamiellophyceae; Mamiellales; Mamiellaceae
Exons: 2
Coding region: 19-900 (293 amino acids)
Source: RefSeq, a predicted model, not a curated record
CCAGGGCGCAUGAUACCCAUGAUGCGCGGAUCGGACGCCCGGCGUAAACCCGCCGUGACGCAGCCGAUUUCCGGCCACGGCUACGGCGCGGCCUCGCGCGCGCGGCGCGGCGGCGAGGCCGAGGCGGCGUCAUCGCCGUGUGACGAAAACGUGGCGCUCGAGAUGCACCGCGACGACCGCUGGACGAAGCACUUGUGCGCCUCCACCGCCACGCGCGUGCUCCUCGCCAUGGCGCUCUUCGGCAUCAUCGGCACCCUGCUCCCCGUGUUCGCCAUGCGACUGGGCGUUCGGGUCCCGCAAGUCGCCAAGACCGGCCCGAGGCGGCACGCGUUCACCGCCGUCGGCCUCGGCGACGGGCGAGAUCACGCCGCGAGGGGUGUUUCAACCUUCUCGGGUCGCGGCGUCGCCGGGCUCGGCGCGUACGGCGGGGAGACGUCGCUCAUCGGCACGCCCCUGAAGCCGUGCUCGGGGCCGGACCAGGCGGAGGCGACGGGGUGGGACAGGAGCGGAAGCUGCGCUUGGGACCCGACCGACUCGGGCUACCACGAGGUUUGCGUCCGGAUGGACGAGCGGUUCCUCGCCAACAGCGCGUCGGUGGACGGCAACGACCUGUCCUCCGUCGUGGGCCACGGCGAGCACUGGUGCGUGUGCGCGUGGGCGUUCGCCAGCGCCGUGGACAGGGAUCCCACCGGCAUGGAAGGCUUGCAACUCAUGUGCGAGGAGAGCAACGCGAAACUCCGGGACGUGUACCAGCACUACAUCGACGCCGGGGAGGGACUGACGGGCCCGACGGGGAACUCGUACGGGCCCACGGAGGCGCUCAACGCCGUCAACAGGCUGUGCCCCGAGCCCGACGCCAACUGGGACGUCAUCGCGCAGUCGGGUCUCAUGGCUGUGUGAAAAAAACUGACCCAGCCAGGCCGUGUAAUAAAACUAAAAUCGGGAUAAGCG